GUUAGUACAGAUACGGUAGCGUUGCAGUGCGAUGUACACAUGUCAUCGCCAAUCGAGAAUUCCAUACACCGACGAGGAUACGAGUAAGGAUCCAGCGAGACGGCAAACGACCGCUUUUAUUCUCUUGCUGGGCUCAAGGGAUCAUAGGAGGACUGGGUACAACAUCCGCAAUCACGGUGUGCUUUCGACUUGGACAUCUUCACGCCUUUCAUCGCAAAAACACACACGAAAUGGACAGCGGUUUCAGCAUAAUGCCCGGCGAAUUUCCCAAUCCUGAGGACGAUGAUCCUUUUCUGAGUCUAGCGCAGACACCCGAUGCCCAGGCAACUCCGCAUUCUCGCAGCACUUCGUACUUCGGACUCUCAGAUAUCCUACAGCGUCGGCCGUCCUCUAUGUCUCUACGGUCGCCCCUGAACUCCCCAGGUGCCGUGCUACCUGCGCUCAAUCAAGAACGCAGCCCAAAUGCCGGGAGUGAGGCGGGUUCCGACUUGAGCUUUCGGACCGCUGCCGUGACGGUGAAUGGAGAUGCACCAUUAGCGGAAGGAUGGAGGGAACUGACUCCUGAGCCCGCUCAAACAAUGGAUGCGGACGACGUUGCGAGGACGCCGCGGCCUCAGUAUCUUAGGAGAGAAUCAGAUGCAACGGAGACUAUGAGCAUCGCCACGGCUACCGCCAACGCAAACCCGGCGGUCGAAAAUGAGUUACGGGAGCUCAAGGCACGACUGGACAAACUGGAACAUCGCGAUACAUACGACACCUACAGAUCGCGGCCAUCGACGGGUUCAACCUCUUUGGCAACUUCAUCCAACUCAAACUCGCUUUCUUCUCCCAGAAGCACUAAUCUUCAUCUGGCUUCAGUGCGAAAGUUGAGGGGCGUGAUCAGUCCAGAAGUCUUCAAGACAAUAGAGGACGUGAGCAAUGAAGUUACUGGGCUUUGUGAACAGGUUGCGGAGGAUGGCAGCCCAGUCGUGCGGAGACGAGCGGAUGGAGUAAGACGGGCAUUGACAGAUGUGUGUGUUGCACUGUUGGAAGAUCAUGUUCGCACAACGCAGCUUCUCAGCCCGCUACGACGGAGAGCAGAUCCCGACGCUGGGAGUGCUGUGUAUGAAGCUGACGAUAACCGAAGCUACAUCUCCGGUUCGUCAUCACGCUUGGGAUAUCGAAAUGAGUAUUCAAAACCGGAAAACGGUUUGGGGCGGUCUCGCACGUCCACGUUUGAUGGAAGCCGUCGUGCGGCAAGUGUCGCAUCUCACGGGAGGGAGGCGCUGUCGUUGCGACAUGAUACGUUACUGGCACACGACAGGGUUCAGCCUUCAUAUAGUCCUCGUCAGCAUGAUGAAGAUUCGAAAUCGUACGUCUCUACGACUUCCUCUCGGUGGCGGCCCAGUCCAAGGUCAGAGGCUCUGCUACGUGAAUCUCGUGCCGCUUUGCUUGGAAGAUCGGCAUCGCGCUCGAGCACAUUCAGUUCUCACCGAAGGUCAGAAAGUGUGGCCAGUUUGCGUCGAGAUGAUGGAUUAGAAGCACAGUAUCACGGUCCUUACGUGCGUGAUCCGCCCGUUCAGGUUGCAGGUCCUAGACGGAGCAGCACGAUGCACUUUCCUCCCCCAGCACCAGCUCAUGAAUCGCCACCGAUGAACGCGGCUGCGCAAAGGCGGAUUAUGAGCGAGAAAGCGCAACGGCGGCGGACUCUCCUCGAGGACGCCGGCAGCAGGGCAGGUGCCACGUCCGCGAUCGGCGGCAGCGGUGGAAUGCGGCGUAUGGUGGCAAGCCAGAGUAUGGGGAAUAUGUCACUGAGUGAAUGGGAUUCUCCGAGAAACGGAUCUGGAAGUCCUAAUGCCUACAUGGCGGAUGAUGGAGAUGUUCCGAGGAGGAGGCUGUAAAGGGGUAGGAUUCGUCUAGAAAGGGAUGGUAUGGUACCGGUAUACGGCACGGUAUCUUAUCGAUUGAUCAGGUUAUAUAUUUCUACAACAGACAGCAACCCUCAGCUGAUCGCGCAACUCUCCGGACGCAAGCGGGUCAGCUGGAACACCUGGAAAAAGCUUAGGUGGUUUAGCGUCCGUCUAUUUGCGUGCGCGAGCGCGGGGGUCUGUGCGUUUAUUUUUGCAUGAGCGCCAGAAAACGCCAGGGUUCUUUCUGAUGGAACAUAGGCAAAAAGGCGCGACCACUCCAAUGUUUCGGUGUCGUUUGGCGACCAUUCCAACCAAAUAC
Molecule: messenger RNA, 2208 nt
Organism: Saitoella complicata NRRL Y-17804
Lineage: Eukaryota; Fungi; Ascomycota; Saitoellomycetes; Saitoellales; Saitoellaceae
Exons: 2
Coding region: 231-1880 (549 amino acids)
Source: RefSeq, a predicted model, not a curated record